AUGCUCAGGUGAGUUGUCAAGGCCCGACUUUGAUACUUCUGCUUAACGGCUGGCUCUUCCGCAUCAACCAUUUCGGGUGUGCUGCUAGACCUUUCCUGAAAAGCAAGUCUCCCUCUGAGAAUCUGAGCAGCUUUUCUACUUGCUGUUGCCCUUUGAGAAAAUGCCUUCUGAUUCUUUGGCUCUGCUUACGUCCAGCCAUUGUCUAUUUCACGAGUGAUUUUCCAAUUUCAUUGUUACCUAAGAGCAGCUUUUGUAGAGAGAGCCUUAGCUAGACAAUGAGUGUUGUCUUCUGACAAAGAGUUGGGGAUUUUGUUAUUUUAAUGGUUUCAGGGAAAAGAGAUCCUCUUACUGGCACAUCUUAUAAUUGAGACAACAGGUUUUAAUGUGUGUGGUUUUUAAAAAAUGCAGGAUAGGACGACACAGAGAACUACUAGCUGUGUGACAACAAACUCCCUUGGUUGCCCUGUGGGAUUACGGUACUUUUUUUGAGUGAAAGACAAGGGAAGAGCAACCCUUUUGAUUCUCUGACCUGGACUCCUUAAAGGCUUUUGGUGCCAUCACAGAUGGUGUUCUUCUUGAUAUCGGUUGUCUAGGGUAGGUUUGAGAGGCACUGCCCAGCAGUGGUUCUACUCAUUUUUGGAUAGCCAUUUCCGGAAAGUAGUGCUGGGAUAAUACUCUUCACCCCUUAGUGCUUUGUGAGUCCACAGGGUUUCCAUGCUGUUUAACAUCUACAUGAAACUGCUGUGAGAGGUUAUCCUGAGAUUUGGUCUGAUUUGUCACCCAUAAGGAGAUGGCACCCAGCUUUCUCUCUCACUUUUGUUGGACUUAGCUGAGGUUGUCACAACCCUGAACCAGUAUUUGGGAGUGAUUAUGGGCUGGGUGAGGGUGAAUAAACCGAGACUCAGUUCAAACAAGAAUGCUGAUAGUGGUUCAUUCACCCAGGUGAUUAUUUUCAGCCUAUUUUACAUGGGAUUCCAUCCCCCAUAAAGGACCACAGUUUGCAAUCUGGGGGUGCUUAUUGAUCCAGCGCUUUCAUUUGAAGCUAAGAGACCUAUGUUCCUCAAAGCGCUGUUAUCAUCUUCAGCUAAUUCACCAGCUGCAACCUUGUUUGGGUAAAGAUAGUGUGGCUACAAUUACCCAUGUUCUGGUAACCUUCCAUUUUAGACUAUUGCAAUGCAUUGUAUAUAGACCACCCAAUAAAAAAAGUCUGCAAAUACAGUUGUUCCAGAAUAGGGCACAAUACUAAUAGCUGGUGCUGGGCAGUUUAACUCUAUUAACUGUGUCCGUCCAGUUCUAGGCCCAAUUUAAAGGUCUGAUUUUAAUCCAUAGAGCCUAAACCAUUUGGGAUCAGAUUGAAAAAAUGUCCUUUGCCAUAUGCAUGUGGUGGAACUUUAAGACCCUCUUCAAAGACUUUGAUUCAGGUGGCCCUGCCCAAUGAAGUAAGGCAGAUAACCAAUGUGGGGGGUGGUCUUUUCAAUAGUGGCACUCACUUAUGCAAUAGCCUUCCCAUGAAAGCUAGCCUUGCACCCUCUUUGUCAGGCAUCCCCAAACUUGGCCCUCCAGAUGUUUUGGGAGUACAAUUCCCAUCAUCCCUGACCACUGGUCCUGUUAGCUAGGGAUGAUGGGAGUUGCAAUCCCAAAACAUCUGGAGGGCCGAGUUUGGGGAUGCCUGCUCUUUGUGGUCUUUUUGGUGCCAGACAAAGACUUUUCUGUUCAUCCAUGUGUUCUAUGCAACUUCUGUAGUCUGGCCCUUUCAGAUUUUCUAGUGUUUCUGAUUUUGAGAGUAUAGUGGGCUUUGUUUUCAUGGUUUAUUUUGUAUGUAGGUACGUGUCUGGAUUUAUAUUAGUCCAGCUGCCUGGCUGUACUCAACUGAUAAUAUUUAGGCUGCAUAACACGCACCAGGGAGUGUGGGUUGGAGAGUAAGAAUACUGGUUUACACUUGUUUUCUGUAAGAGAUUCUUUGUCAACUUGCAGAAUUGUGCUGCAGAAUACAAUGGGAUUGUCAUUAUAAACUUUACUCUGGGAUGUUUUUCAUAAUCUGCUGAAUUUCCAAGGUGGCCCAGUGUUAAUUUACUAUAGUUUCAGAUUUAGAGGAAGGGAAGGCUCCAUGAUUUUCACUGUUUAUAAAUCAUGAAAUACAAACUCGGAAUAAUCAGCUCUGGAUAACUUUUUUUUUUUUUUAAGGCUAUUAUGUCUCUCUUGUUGAGACCAUCCUCUGCAUGACCAGCUGUCCCAUUCCUGGCCUAUUCGAAAGCCCUCAGAGUUCUUUUGUCAGCUGACCAAAGUGGAGCUCACUUCUCACUCCCCCUGUUUCUGAUAAACAUUCUGAUAUAGGCUCAGUGCCAGGCAUUAUAGGCCAUAAUAUAUGACUGGGCACAAAGAUAUAAAGUUUUUUUUUUGGGGGGGGGGUUUCUUUUAAACUUAACUUCGUUUGAGAGGUGGGUUUCCUGCUCUUAGGCUUCUUUAUUCUGAAAUCAACAAAUGCAAGUAAGUUCCACAAUACUGCUUUUGUGCAACUAGUGAGUCAUUACUACUGCCAUUACCACUACUAUUUCUUUUUCUUUUUUCCUGCUGUUGCAAUCAUAAAAGAAUUAUGUGAAUCUGAGGCUUUCCAUGAAAAAAAUUUCUGAUGUCCCGUGACCAUGAGAUUAUGUAGAUUUUUCUAUGGCAAUGGUACACAUGCUUGCUUGACAGCAGCACCCAUUGAUCUUGUACCUGAAUAGACACAUUCCAAAUGAGGAACUCUAGUCUGGUGCGGAAAAACCAGCUAAGAGUCUUGUGAUUCCUUAAGUACCAUAACUUUUCAUGAACAGGAGUCUCCACAACUAACCCAUCUGAUGAAUGGGACUCUAAUCCAUGGACAACAAACACCACAACAAACCUGUUGGUCCCUAAGAUGCAGUGAGAUUUUUCUGAGGUGCUAGUACCUACGGGACCGCCUCUCCUGGUAUGCCCCGCGGAGGACCUUAAGGUCCACAAAUGACAACACUUUCGAGGUCCCAAGUCGCAAGGUGGUUAGAUUGGUCUCAACUAGGGCCAGGGCCUUUUCAGUACUGGCCCCGACUUGGUGGAACGCUUUGUCACAAGAGACUAGGGCCCUGCGGCACUUGACAUCUUUCCGCAGGGCCUGCAAAACAGAGCUGUUCCACCUGGCCUUUGGUUUGGACUCAGUCUGACCCUUAUGCUUCCCUCCCCUUAUGGUUUUGAUCUAUGGACUACUUUUAAAAUGAGGCUGCAUUUUAAAUUGUAUUUUAACCUGUAUUUUAAAUUGGUCCCCCCCAUUAUGUUUUUAUUGUAAUUUUACUGGUGUUAGCCGCCCUGAGCCCGGCUCUGGCCAGGGAGGGCGGGGUAUAAAUAAAAUGUAUUAUUAUUAUUUUUUAUUAUUAUUGCUCAUGUAUCUUGAUUGAACAUAUGGCUGCUAUAGUUAUUUCGCCUUUUGAUGUCUUCUUGUGCCUCUCUAUCACUUUUCCUCACAGUUUACCUGCCAAGCUGAUCAAUGGAGGGAUAGCUGGGCUAAUUGGGGUCACCUGUGUAUUUCCUAUUGACCUGGCAAAAACUCGCCUACAGAAUCAGCAGAAUGGCCAGAGAAUGUACACAAGCAUGUAAGUACUCGAGUUACGAAGUGAAAGAAAUUGUGUAGUAGUUAUUCAUCGAUCAUUUCUUUUUUGAAAAAUCAAUUUGCAUAGAAAAGCUGCUUUGCAGUACUGUGCUUAUUUUUUCUUAUUUGAACAAGAGUUUUACAUUUGGGUCUUGCACUUUCAGUAGUUGUUUAGAAGAGGGGAUUUCUUUCUCCUAUACUACUAUCAAAUGUGCAACAGUCCUUCUCCUGCACCCUGACAUCUCUUAUUAUAGAACAUAAUAUAUAUUUUUUAAGUUUCAAUUUUAAAAAUUGAAAUGAUUCAUGAUUAACUUCUUGGUUAUCAUUUGUACAGGGUAUUAACUUUAAUAAUUGAGCCAUCAAAAAUCCAAUAUAAGCCCCUACAUACUCAAUAUUCCUAAUGGAUUACAGCUGCAAUCCUAUGUGCACUUACCUUUGAGUAAGUACCAUUGAACUCAGCGGACGCUUUUGAGUGGACAAGAAUAGCACUGCACUCCAUGCCCCCCGUUCAUCUGUAGGCUUUAGCAUGGGGACAAGCAAAAAGCGUUAGGUACAUGAUUCCAAAGAAAUCUGUAGAUCAGGAAAGCAGUUUUGCUUCUGGCAUUGCCUUUUAAUUAGCUAAGGAUGACUCCUGGGGGUUGUUCUGAUAUGUCUUGUGAAAGGCAGUGCAUCCUUCAGAGAGAGGUGCUGUUGCUUUUUGCUGCACCUGGUCUUGUAUCAGUUUUUACAAAGACUUCCAUUUUUCCACCAGCAUAAAACUGGAAAAAAUGUUCCAUCUCUUUUCUGCCUUUCUAGUGAAGCCUACUGAGGUGUAUGAAUUGCCUGCUCUUCUCACCUGCAGCCAGAUGACUAACACAGGACAAAGAGCAGCUAGCUGAGCAAUGUGGCCAGACUUAAAACACUAUUUGUAAUGACUUAUGUUGUAUCAAGGGACUGAAACUAUGCUUAAAGCCCCAAUCAGUGACUUUCCUUGUCCUCCAUCUUUUCAAUAGGUCUGACUGCCUUAUCAAGACAAUCCGUUCCGAAGGGUAUUUUGGCAUGUACAGAGGUCAGUGUUAAGCUGCAUUAUUAUGAAUGAUUUAUCACAGUAGGAAAGCCUUGUUGGAGAAGGAGGAAAAUAUGUUAUUCCUGGGUUUGGGUUGCCAACAUUUAGUCCUGGCGUUCUGUGCCUUUAGGAUCUGCAUGGUAAUUUGAAAUUCAACAGGUAAAGCUUUUCUCAGGCCUAGAGCGCUAAUUUUUGUGUAGGUUUGCCUAUGGGGUGAGAUAUGGUGAAUAAGAAGAGCAGAGUUCCUGCACCACCAAGGUGGCAUUGGCUAUGAGAUAUGCCCACAUCAUUUAGCAAAGUGCUUUCUUGUUUCUUUUUGUUUCUAUCCUUCUUACUUUAUGCAGAUUUAUUUGACAUCAACACACUGAUUCAGUUAAUUAAUCACUUAAAACAACUGAAUCAACUAAUGUAAUUGGAGCAAUGCAGUAGGGGACUAUUCCAUUGGAAAGAAAUAUGAAGCAGAAAUGGACAGAAAAAUGCAGAAGAACUGGAGGAUGCCACUUGAUACCAUCUUUUUCAGGAUUCUUUUUCUGGAGAUUUUUAUCUUUAGCAAAAUCUAGCUUAGUUCAUCUUCACUGCAAAGAGGGUAGAAAUCUAGACACUGACUUGUGCUUACAGAUACAAUGUAGUGCAAAGUUGGUAUUCUUUUACUUGAGUUGAAGAAUUUUUGCGCUCACUUAUUUCGCAUGCAAUGUUUUGUGGCGUUUCCCAGUUUGCAAUGAAUAUGGCUUCUUCCCUCACUCUUUUUUACUGCUCGAGUGUGUUGUUCUUCCAGACCACACCAUUAAGAGUUUGGGUUAUGCCCGGAACAAAAAACACUUUUGUAUCCAGUGCCAAAUUCAACCAAAUACUGGAUGGAAAAAAUGCAGUAUCAUCAUAUGCAAAUAUUUCCCCAACAGGAGACUGCUUGAAAAUAAACUUUAUAGUGGGAAAGUAUUUUGGUUUGUGUUUUCUUUGGUGCCCUCAAAUUCUUGACUUCAGAAUGGCUUUAUAGGACAAUCUGGCUUGGAAUUUCUUUCCAUGGAAAAGGUUACUGCUACUUUUACUUCUUAUUUUGAUUCUGACUAAGAGUGUGGAAGGGAUUCUUUUUAUCAAGAUGGAAACAGCACACUGCAGUUUUUUAAGUGCCCGGGCUCCUGUACAAUGGGAUCAGCAAUUGUAGCAGUGGGUUCCAGAGGCUAAUUCUUGGUUGCUACAGUUGCUGCAUUUUUCCUAGGUGGUCUCCUAUGACUUUAGUGGCUGUGUGAGAAGCUGAAACCCAACAGGUAGAGCUCUUCCCACCACUGUAUCUGCACACUGAGGAAAAACUUCAUCUGUGCUGAAUUUUUGCUAAUCAUGCAGCUGUUUAAAAGCAGAAAGGCUCUCUUGGAUAAUAAAAAGUAGUCGGUGCUUGCAGAGGGGAGGAAGCAUGUAACAAAUUAGCCAAUUUACCUUUCAGUUAAUCUUACAUGUCUUAUCUAUCUUGGCUUGCAUAUUUCUGUGUGUGGUCAGAGAUCAAAGACACAUAGCUGGAGUUCAAACAGCUGUAAACCUUGGAAGUUUUUCAUGUGAUUAGGAGGGUGUAGUCACAAUUUGAAUCUCAUUCAUUUUCUUGUAGUAUAGAAUUGCAAGAGCGUGCAGAUAUUUAUCUGUUUAUAAGAAGCAUUCAUGCAGUAAACCAUGGUUGUAUCACCUUGGCAGUACAGUUUACUAUUGACAGUUUACCUUUAAUUAGUUGAUUACGCAAGUCCAAGUUGAAUGACCUUUGAAGUUUGUUUCUCCCAGUUGAAUAGGAUCUUACCAGAUCUUGGUCAGGUUUCCCAGGAAAGGGGAUUAGUUUUAGGCAAUGGGGAUGCCAUGACAGACGGUUGAGGGCAAUGUGUUCUUGCUGCCAAGUUACAGGUGGGUGGUGGGCAGACAGACAGAGGUGCGUGGAGUGGAAGCUGCAUUAGGAUUGGCUGGUUGAGCAGUUGAGUGGAGAGCAGUCCCUAGACAGGGAAGCAAACGGCUGUGUUUUGUGUCAGCUCUGACAAAUCCGUUGUAACAAGCAAGCAGUUGAGAUUUUACUUAGUGCCAAGCUCGUUGUUCGUCAUGUGCCCGCUCUGGACACGUGGGAAAAUAUAGAUGUACAAAACAGAAAUGGUUUGCAUUGGAUGCAUUGCAUUGCAAUGGAUGGCAGCUCCUAUUCUAGUUAGCUGAGGGCAUGAAGCUUCUGAGGGCAUGAAGCUUCCCUCCAGUUUGCUCUGCAUCGGUUUCCUUUUGCGUUGUGAGUGUGCCAGGGCCAAACCUUUGCCAAAUGGUCUCUGCAGCACAGAACUGGAGCAGCGCAGACCACCCAAGGCAGGCAGCCUUCUUACUAAGAAUACCCUCAACGUCAUCCCCAGGCUCCCACUGUAACAGGCAGACUAUUCCUAGCUGCUGGAUGGAACAUAAUGAGGCUUUAUUUAACUUCAAUACAUAGUAUAUUUAUACACUUUGUGGCUGUUCUAUAACCCCUCCGAUUGUGUCCUCCAGCAGCACGCAGUAGUACAUUGAUGCUGAUCCCACUUGCGUCAAACAUCAGCUCUGCUGAGGUUAUUUUCUCUUUAGCCUGAUAAAUGCAGAUAGGUGCAAAAAAAUAUGCAUAACCCUCAGAUUUGUUGACCACAAUUGUGUGGAUUAGGACAUUGCCUAUACAGAACUGCAUAUAUUUUUGGUAAUAUAUUCUGAUAGCAAAAGUAGAAGCUUUGUUGCAUUUGCAAAUGUAUGGCAGGGAAUUAGAUGACUGAUGCAGAAGGGAAGAAAAACCACACAUUCUAUCUGGUUUCUUUCUAAUAUUUAAUGCUUCCAUAUGGCUGCCUUUUUUUAAAAAAACUGGUUGACUUGUACAAGCACAUUGAUGAUUAGCAAAAAUUUCCCAGUGUUGAUUCAUUACCAAUUAAAGCAACAAAUUAAACAGUACUACUUUGCUUGAGAAGGAUGUACCGUAUAUAGAACAAGAUUUUAUAAUAAGAUAUAUUUUAUGAGAAAUGCUAAGGAUUUUGUUAAAUGGAAAGGAAUACAUGAAGCAUUUUAGUAGAGCAACAAAUCAACCAGGCAGUUGUUCUUGAUACGUAGUCAAUCUAUCAAAGGUUUAUGGGGCCCUUAGUAAAACCUUGUAAAAUGCUGGCUUUAUGGUGACUGUCUGCUCUGCCUCCCAGUCAUUUGCUGGUGUCUGAAGCCUGGCAGCCUUAUUUAUGAGCAAUUCUACAUUUCAGCCCUAGUAAAUUAAGCAACGUCUAGCGUCAACACCCCUGGCCUGUAUGCCAAGGACUACAUUUUGGAGACUAAAAAAUACUGGGAGUCCGUGGAGGUGUGCUUGUCUUUCUUCAGUGAUUUGCAGCCACAUUGGGUUACUGAGGACAAGGAUUAUAGCUCCCCCCUUCCCCCAUCAAGCAGCUUUGCUGAAAACAUUAAAGAUUUAGAAGAAAAUCACAGAUUGACCUUUUAUCUGGAAAUACAUUUUUCCUGACUUUAAUUCAUUUGAGAUACAAAAAUAUUGACCCAGAAGCUGUUUCAUUAGUAUUAGUAUACAGUGCACCAAGUUUUUGUAUGCUGAAAGGAGUUCAAGUGGGAGAGUGACUAGAGCGAGAUGAGCGCGCAACCCCAGAGUCGGUCACGACUGGACCUUAAUGGUCAGGGGUCCCUUUGCCUUUAGCAAGAAAGAAUAUGCCAGUCUUUGAUAGCCGUUGCCUAGAUGAUAGGAAUCAGUGCCAGCUCUAUGCUCAACCACUCGCCUUGAAUGAGCUCCCACUUCUCCUGCUAAUACCCAUUCCCAUGACCUUUCCCUUUGGGGCCCAGCCUGCCCAGCUGGCUAGAGGGGAGAGGCAAAGGAAGAUGAGGCGGAUGUUUCUCCUCCUUGCUCCUGCUAGCUUAGAGGGCCAGGUGAACAAGUGACAACAGCAAAGAAGAGAAGAAAAAGGGCUCCAGUGGGUGGCAGUGGUUCCCUGUUGGGUGAGGGCUUCAGCAGCUGUUCUGACUCCUGACCCCAGGGAUGCCUUGAGCACCAUGUCUAGUUUGGCCCUGAAUCACAAGUGUAAGCAACCUUUAGAGGAAGAGAUUGUUCAGGAGAUGGCUCUUGCCCUAAUCUACUGCAGAUGGCCCUUCACCAUGCAAAGUACUCUGUGAAUUCUGCAUAGUUGGGGAACAAGCAAACGAGAGGUCAUCCUUCUCAUGGGGGAAAUGCAGCGGCCGAAACUGGAUUCCCUUUCCUAAGUGACCUCAGUGGUGUGGGUCACUCUUGUGUCACUAAUGCUGCUUUCCUUUGUUAUCCAGAGCAGCGCACAGUUUGUAAUGCCUUCAGAGGGAUUUGCUGUUUGUUGCUGCCGAUAAUAGAGUACACACAUUCACCAUGUGAACGUCACGUGCUGUUUACAUACCAGAGGACAGAGUUGGGUGUGCGCCUACUCUGUUGAAACUGGAGAAAGGUGCUUUGGUAUGGUCUGCCGCAAACUAGCUGCCAACCCCUGAUGCUGACCCUGAUAGGGAUGCAUAGAUUGAACACACUUUUUGAACUGAGGCAAGUUUUAGUUUGGAACAAAGGAGCUUUUGAGGCCACAGUUAGGUCAGUCUAUGCUGUUAAUUAAGUAGGGUUCGUACAGGAAAUACUUAUUUCUCUUUUUUGUGGUGCAAAAUAAAUACUUAGCAAAGUGCUUUGCAUACAUGAACUCAGCAAUUUUUACAACAAUUCUAUAAAGUAGAUGAGUACCUUAAUUUCCGCUGGAUGUAUGUGUGUGUGAAGCAGACAGUGGCUUGUCUAAGGCUACCCAGUGAACAGAUGGUUGAGGUGAGAAUUUAACCAGGGUUUCCAUCUCCUAGCUCUUCCUUUCCCCCCAAAAUUGAGGUGUGCUCCAUUAAUGUGCAUGACCUUUGGGUCAGGGCAUAGUGUGUUAAAGGGAGCAACGCCUUUCAACACUUUUUGACAGAUGUAACCUGUUUGUAAAGCGAAUAAAUCAAAGCUGGCAGAGGGAAGAGAGACAUGCCUCUGGAAGAGAAAAAAUCACCGACUCCUUCUAAGCAACCUUUAGAGGAAGGUUUGAAGGAGGGCUUUUUUUGAGGGUGGGCUGUGUCCCUCAAGAAUUUGUUGGGCUCUCAGCUCUCAUGAGCCCCAGCCAACAUGGACAACAUGGACAAUAGGCAGGGAUUAUUGGAGAUGUAGACCAGCAACAUCUGGAGGCAGGUAGCAGUUUGUGCAUAUGCAACUGAAGCAGCAUCUGAUUGCUGGCAGUGAACUAACUGGCUCUGCCCCACUAGAGGGAAAACCCUCCUCCCUGUCCCAUCUGAAUGGAGUGCAUCCGUGGUCCCAGUUAAUACUGAAUGAAUCCUAUGCCACAGUGUGGCAGGGGAGGCAAUUGCUAAUGUAGUAGCAAACAUUGGUUUGGAUGGAAAUGGGUACCACCACUGGCUUCCAACAUAGCGUAAGUUUUGUUUCUGGCGUGGCUCCUAGAAUUGGUCUGCAUUUCUAGAUUCUGUUGAUUCUACAGUGCCUUAUCUCCCCCAGCUCAGUUUUCUGGGUGAGGUUGAUGGUCACCAAGAAAACACAAUUUUUUAUCUUUUAAGUCUUCCCUAAUUCUCUUAACGUUCUGUUCUCCAUAUUUCUUGCCCAGGGGCUGCAGUGAAUCUGACACUAGUGACUCCAGAAAAAGCCAUCAAACUAGCUGCCAAUGAUUUCUUCCGGCAUCAUCUGGCCAGAGAUGGGUGAGUGUGAUAGAGGGCACUGUGUAUAAUGGUUUCUAGGAGGGGUGUCAUGACUGGGAUAUUUUGAUGGCACCCCAUUGCUUCCAGUGUGGAUGCACUGAGGCAGCUGUCCAUAGUACUUGGUAUUGUUGCCAUUGAGUCAAGUGCAUUAUUCAUCUGCUUGACUGCGCCUGCUUUGAAAACAAUGGGAUACCACUGACACAUUUAAUUUAUACCACAGACAAGUGUUUCUCUUUCUUUUGGUGGAUGCACUAGUUUUGCUACUUUGCAUUUGGUUUGAGGUGACUUGUCUCUAUUUUGUGGAGACCAGUGCUCAAGACAAUAUUAUUCCCUUUCACUUACUAAUUUAUUAAAGUAAUAUCUUGCCAUUCAUCUGAAGAUCUCAGGGCAGUUCACAACAUAAAAAUACAAAAUAAAAACACAAAAUGCAUAAUAAAAACAAAGCAAAGCAAUGACCGCUCCUGCCUACAAACACAUUUAAAAGGACAAAGAAUGUUAAUCAGCCCAAGGCCUGGUUGAAGAGGAACAUUUUUGCCAGGGGCUUAAAGAUGUGUGAUGAAGGUACCAGGUGAGCCUGUCUGGGGAGAGCAUUCUGCAAACAAGGAGCCAAUGCAGAGAAUGACUGCUGGUCACAUUGGGGCUCUUCUUUGAGAACAAAGUUGGCAUCUGAGUAGACUGGUUUGUUCAGUAAUGAUUAAUGUAUUGUAGCUCAUCACAGAGAGAUCAUUUUGGGGUUCAAAUGUUAAGCUUUUUAUGAAUAAUUGCAAAGGAGAUUACACAAUAUUCAAUAUCUUGUUUGCCCAAGGCCAAUUGUGGAGCUAUUCAUGGACUAGGAAAGACGCAAUUGCAUUUCUAGGUUGAUUGUCACACACUCUCCUGGCAGUUUCCUUGGAUUGUUUGCAGGACACUGUGCAUACCAUGAAGUCCUCCUACCAGAGAUGACAACCCCAGUAACUGCUGCCUUUUAUAUGUCCAAAGGGACAGUGACCAUACUUUUCUGUCUGCAGCAUUUGGUGGGAGCUGAGAUUUUUUUUGCAGAGGCAAAAGGUUACCUACCCUCUCCCUGCAUUCCAUGAUGCUGAUCGGAAACACCACAGCUAUAAAUUUUCAAGCACAUUUAAUUUGCACAUUUAAAGCAUCAUUGUCACAUUUGGCCCUUAGCUGAAACUAAUAAAGGUAUUACCUCACUAUUACUUUUGGAUGAUCAAAAAGAGGCAUUGAGGUGUAGUAGAGGUGUAUCUGAAUUUCACAGAACCUUUAUACAACAGAGUAGAUGUGUCAUUCUGCACACUUGAUCAACAUGAUGCACAGGAAUUGAAAGUGAGAGGCUACUGACUGAAAGGACUCCUUUGCAUCUCAGCCAAGGUUACUUUGCCACCAAAUGUGGGAAAAUAUCCAAAAACAAAGGCAGUAUCUGUGAUUAUUCAUGUGCUAAUGCUUAGAGGUCCUUUGUUUCUGCUGCAAAUUCUAGCUGCUGAAGAAUUCCAAGUUUGGCACUAACAAACAGAGGUGAAACUGCUUUAUUUAUUUAUUUAUUUAUUUAUUCAUUCAUUCAUUCAUUCAUUCAUUCUUUACCAAUAUAUUAUUUGAGGAAUGGCCUUGUGCAAAAUGAUACAAGAGGUGUAUCCUCUGGAGCCUGUCUUUGGGAAUCUCACUGAAAUUGUUUCAAUGACCUUCAGAAUUCCUAAGGACGUUUCACCAAGGCAAGGCACUUAAAAUUCACUUUAAACUUGGACUUAUGCAAGAUUCAGGGCCUGGGAAAUAGAUUACAACGCCAUUUCUUAAAAGCUGGAUUGUGGCCAUGGGUGGAAUGCAAAUCUCAUUUCAGCAGGAGGAGUAUUAACCCAUCUCUUUAGGCUGUCCCCCCCUUCCCUCGAAAUAGGCUCCACUUCGCCUGCUUGCCUACCUGCAGGACAAAGGAUUUGAAUGCCUUGUUUCUUGGAUGGGGAAGCAGUUAGAGAGAAAAUGGUCAAAGGCAGAAAGGGGUUAAGUAUACAGAUAAGAAAACCUUUCCCUUGUAGACAGCAAUGUGGGGCAGAAGAUUACCCAGUGCCUUAUUUUUCUGUGGAAAGUGCUUUGUUCCAUAAGUUCAUUAGUAAUGAUGAAUGAAUGCCAGUUGCAAAUACAAUACAGUGGUACCUCGGGUUACAGACGCUUCAGGUUACAGACACUACAGGUUACAGACUCCAUUAACCCAGAAAUAGUACCUUGGGUUAAGAACUUUGCUUCAAGAUGAGAACAGAAAUCGCACGGCGGCAAUGGGAGGCCCCAUUAGCUAAUGUGGUACCUCAGGUUAAGAACUGUUUCAGGUUAAGAACGGACCUCUGGAACGAAUUAAGUUCUUAACCAGAGGUACCACUGUAUUAGGUAAGCAUGGGAAUUUAGCUUCAUUAACUAAAUACAAGUAAAGCAAGCAAGCUAAAUUAGAUCACUCUCUAGGACACCAGAACAAUUUCCAAAGCAAACUGAACAUUUGUCAAUGCAAACUAAUAUAGGAAAAAAUUCUAGUUCAAAAUUUUCUAGAAGACCAUCUGCAGCUGCAUUUCAGGUUUUUUUGUUUGUUUUUUUUAAAUCAGUUUCACAUUUCCCAACCAAUAGGGCUUUGGUGGUGAUUUUAGCCUUUUGGUAUAGUAAGGUACAGUAUGCUAAACACACUGACCAUUACUGUGUGCGAUCCUUGAGAGCUUGCAUCACGGCAAAAUUUUGCAAAAAGGUAGUUAAUCCUAAAAACACACGUGCUUGUCUUUUUUUAUUUAUAAAAAUAAUGGCCUCUUGGGUAGUGCAAUAUAAUAAAGGUAGAAAUGCUUUCUGUUUAUUGAACCUGUCAAACACAGAUACCCUCAAACUAUUUCAAGGCACUCUCUGAAACAAUGAAGGCUAAAUAUAUAUUACUUUUUCAAGGCUAGAAAUACCACUACGCUUUGGAAUGAGAAGCUGCUUGGAUGCAGUCCACAGGCAGCAUCACCUCUAUCCCUGCUGUGUUUGGUCUUGUUUUCAUUUCUCAGUUUAGCCCAAAAGUUAUAAAAAAUUCAGUUUGUAACAAUGCCAGCCCGAAUUUCAAGUGGUAGGAGUAGAAAGUUGUAGUUUUUCCCUGAUCCACCCCAGAAAGAACAGGCAUAGUAGCCUGAAUGAGGAAUAACAAUUUACUCUAUGUUAGAAAACAUGGCUAAGCCCUAAGAAGCUCCACACAGAGUUCCAGUUCGCAUUCGAAUGUGUUUAUAACCCACAUUUGAAGCUCUGUAGCCGUGUUGAUUAUGAAGACCACUAUUUGAUAGUUUUCAGAUGGUCCCAUUAACACUCUGCAUAGUUAUUAGCCUAAUAGUGUUAUAACUCCUUCUCAAAUGUUGUUUCUGUAUGUAGUCUUAAUUAUUAAUUUCCUGGCCCACAAGCACUUGUGUAUCACAGCCUAUGUAUUUACAAUAAAAAUGACCACUGAAGACAGUCUCCAAGGUCAAAUUGCUUGUAGGAUGAAUGUAUAAGACGUCCCCUAUUUUGGGGGACUCAAAAUUCAGAAAAUGGGGGGAGAUUGCUCAGAGUUGUUGAGCUUUUUUGGGGGGGAGAUUUCUGGAAAUCGCUCACCUGCCUGACGUAUGCUUCCACUCGCAUGCACCGCUAAAGCCGCCCAUUUACCACAGCGACACCCAAUCAACACCAGCCCUUGCCGCAGCCCCCAGUGACACGCCAAAUAGCUGCUGACAAUUUCCAGCUUCCGGCAGCAACCAAUCACACGUCCCCCCUAUGCACUAUCUGUGUAUAAGACUGCACUAUCUGUGUAUAAGACGAUCACCAAAAUUUAACAUAGUUUUUAAAUAAAAAUACCUCAGCUUAUACACGAAAAAGUACUGUAAGUUCCUUUCUUGGCAGACAUUAUUAGUAUGUUGUGGACGUUAAGUGGCUUGUUUGUAAUGCAGGUCCAGUUCUGUGGAACCGGUUUUACUUGGUAAAAACAUCUGGCUACAGGGACUGCUUUGCAGCAUCCUAGAUAUGUUUGCAUAAGGAUAAAAAUGGUAGCACUGCAUAUUCACCAUGUGUUAUAUAUGUACACAGAGAUAGGAAAUGCAUUAGCACUCAGCCUGUUAAUGCUAUUGCAGCUUUUGUAAAGAGACUGCAGAGGCAGCAAAAAUCCACUGCUGUUGUGGCUUGAAAUUUAAUGUCUUCAUUAAGCAUUGCAGCUCACAAGUCCAAAAGUAGAAGCAGUUGAAUUUAAUGGACAGUAGAGCGGUGAUGUUAAGCAAGUGUCUCCAAAUUGUCCUAGAUAUGAGUGUUUCCAGAUGCAGUCAAUUUCUCUUCCUUGUGGGAGCUAUUCAGUUAUGUGGGGGAAAUUACAAAUGUGCAUUCAAAGACACCACUAGGAAAGGGUCUAACCACCACAGAUCAAGUCUGUUCCUGUCAGAAUUGCUUCAUCCUCAUACAGUGCUAUGAGUUUAGGAAUAAGCCUAUCAAAGCCCCUUGAGCUGUGACUCCCCAGUGCCUGACAACCAGAUGGCUGUUUGGAGCUCAGGAAGUGUUGUUGUGCAAGGGUCUUUGAAAGGUCGGUGGGGCAAUCCACCUGCCAAGCAUCUGACAUCAUUAUGAUGUCAUAAUGCCCCACCCACCUAUCAAAGUUGGCCCAUGGGGGUGGGGACAGAUAAAGGUCUGGCCCACUGGGCCAAAAAGGUUCCCCAACGCUUCACUACAAUGUGACAGAACGUUGGAAGGAUGGGACAGAACACAGGGAUCUUUCUUUUACUGGGAAGCUCAACAAAAUGUUGCAGUGUAUCAUCAGAUGUGCUCAUUUUCAGGGAUCAGGGAUUUUAGUCAUCUUGGAACAGCAGCCUUAGCACUGUUUGUGGCUCAUGGUGGUAGUUUUUAGGAGUCGGGGAGGGGAAAAUACACACACACCACAAUUGUUCACCUUUCUGAACCUCUCCCAUUGUGCUAGCCCCAAACCUGGUCUUGUUGUAUAACUGGGAUAGUGGGGAACAGAAAAGGUAUAUUUUUUCUUUCCUCCAUAUCAAAACCUCCCCAUGUAGUGCAGAGUGGUGAGCAUUUUAAUAUUCAGGGUGUACAUUCCUAUAAGCCUAAGAAUACUAUAAGUUGUUAGUGGCUCAAGCCAACCAAUUCCUGACACCCCGCUUCUAAUCCCUUCCCACUCCCCCGGCUGAUGGACUUUCUCAUGAUCCUGUGGGUUCUAGAAGCCACUGAGAAUAGGCAACAGGGGUAUUUCGUUUUUUAAUUUUCAUUGUCAUUUACAAACUGUUUUUUUUCUGCAUAAAUGAGCAAUCCGCUACUUUAUUUUUAUUCCCAUUUCAAAGGAUGGGAAAUCAUCACUUGCUUCAGAGUUGUAAAUUUAACAUCAAAUUAAAUCUACAAAAAACUACAGGGGUACUUAAAACUAGAUUUUGCAUUGUUCAACAAGAGAAGGUCAACAAUGGCUUAGUUUAUCGCACAUAAUCUAUGGUGUAUCUGUUGAAUAAGAAAAUAGGUUUUUAGACGAUGGGAAUUAUCUGAAAUUUUGAGCUGCUCCUCUUUCUUCUGCCCAUUUCAGUGUGGCAGUAAGUCUGGGCAUUCUUUUUAUUUUUUUAAAAAACCCUAUUUUUAGCCCAAAGGCUCCAAAAGCAGUAAACAGUAUAUCAAAACAACAAAAUGACUACAAAAAAAUGCUGUGGAUCGGUCAGCAAGUAAAACAAUGUAAGAUGCUCCGCCAACAAUUUCAAGUCAUGGAGAUGAGUUUUCUGUUGAACAAUCAAUUAAUUUUAUUUUUCCAGGCACAGUACACUUGUAGUAACAAGUUCUUUUUCCACAGCAGCCCACCUGUUCCAUCAUUUCAGAAGAUGAUUUGCUAUAAUUUAGGGAAAUGCUUAAAAUUACAGUACUAGAUUACUUGAUGCAAGUCUUCAGUGUUCUAGGGCUGCAGUCUUAAAUCCACUUACAGGGAAAUUUGCCCUGUUGAACCCAGUGGGAUUGCUUCCAAGUAAACAUGCAUAGGAUUUCAGUACGGCAAACUUUGCCACAGGGAUACUUACUUACAAGACUUUGAAAAUGACCAUCAUGAAUGAAGCAAGCAAGUUAUAUUAUUCCCGGGCUAUAUUGCAUUACAUAGCUAUGACUUCUACACACUGUCAGUAAAGAACAUCAUCACUCUAAGGAAGCCUGACUCGUCUCAUGAAUUUCAUGUUGGCUACUGUGUCUCGACAUUUCUAAUUAAAAAGCAUUGCUUUCCAAAAUCACUUUCAGGCAUUUGAAAAUAUUGCUGCAUUUCGGUACCAUAUCAUCACUCAAGUUUACUCCUUCCUGUGGUAUCACAUAACUUUGCUUUUUUAUCUUGACCUUCACUUUGUUUGUUGUUCUAGAGUGGGGCUGGAAAGCUGCUGAUUUUAGCUCUUUCUCUGCCUAGCUGCUAAGCAUUAUUGCAUUAGUUGUUUCUUUGUGGACGUAAUCAAAAUCGGCAGGGAAACCGAUAUCUUUAAACCACCCCACUUCCUGCUUUGUGUUCUAUUUUGCUUGGAGAACAGAAAUGCGCAACAGAAAUUGGCUAAAUUUGUUUAAAACCAUCCAAUUUGGAGGCCAUCACUGCCUCUUGUGGAAGAAGAGAAAAAGAAGAAGAGGAGUUGGGAUUUGAUAUCCCGCUUUAUCACUACCCGAAGGAGUCUCAAAGCGGCUAACAAUCUCCUUUCCCUUCCUCCCCCACAACAAACACUCUGUGAGGUGAGUGGGGCUGAGAGACUUCAGAGAAGUGUGACUGGCCCAAGGUCACCCAGCAGCUGCAUGUGGAGCAGCAGGGAAGCGAACCCGGUUCACCAGAUUACGAGACUACCGCUCUUAACCACUACACCACACUGGCUCUCCAGUGACUUCCAUAAUUUAAUUAUGCAUUGUGUGAAUAAGUAUUUUCCUUUAUCUGUCUGGAAAAAAUUAAUAUUCAGCUUCAUUGGAUGUCCAUGAGUUCUAGUGUUAUGUGUGUGAGAGAAACUUUUCUUCACCCACUUUCUUCAUACCAUAAAUAAAUUAUUUAAGUGUCUAUCAUGUUGCCUCUUACUCAGCUUUCCCCUAAACUAAAGAGUUCCAUUCCUCAUAGGGGAGCCCCUUGAUAAUUUGGGCUGCCCUUUUCUGCAUGGCCAGAAGUGUACACAGCAUCCCAAAUGCGAUAGUACCAUAGAUUUGAAUAACAGCAUUAUGAUACCAGCUGUUUUAUUUUCACUUCCUUUCCUAAUGGUCCCUAGCAUGGCAUUUGCCUUUUUCACGGCUGUGGCAUUCUGAGUCAACAUCUUCAUGAAACCUAUUCAUUAGGACACCAAGGUCUCAUUCCUGGUCUGUCACCACCAGUUCAGACCCCAUAAACAUUUAUGUGAAAUUAAGAUUUUUUUUAACCCAACAUGCAUCACUUUACACUUGUAUACAUUGAAAUGCUUUGCCAUAUUACUGCCCAUUAGCUCAGUCUGUUUGGAGUUCUUCACAAUCUUGUUUUGUUUUAAUGACCCUGAAUAAUUUAGUAUUGGCCACCUUACUUCACUGUAUUUACUGAUCUUGAUUAUAUACUCUUGCUUGAAAUGGAAACUGUCGCCUUGCUAGAUCAGACUAAGAUCUACCUAGUCUUAGUAUUCUCUGCAAAUAUCCCAGCAACCAGCAGGUGCUUUGCUUUCUGCUAGAAAGAAGCCAGUUGUCCACUCGUAGACUAUGCACUGUCUUCUACUCACUGUGACGUAGAAAUUAAGUUUGUGUCUCUUGUUUUAGAGACCUUCAAAAAAGUGACUGCAGCAUAUACCCCAUAUAUACUGAGAAUGUUUCUCAAAGGGUUGCCACCAACUUUCCCCCCUACACUUCAAGUUCUAAAGCAGUAACUCCCUGGAGAUAUCCACAUUUUCUCCUAAAUUUGUGAGGUGGCUAAGAGCUUUGAGGGGCAGAGAAAGAAUACAGUGGAUGCUCGGGUUGUGAAUGUGAUCUGUGUGGGAAGCACGUUCGCAACCCGCAGUGUUUGCAACCUGCAGUGCCGCGUCUGCGCACACGCGGGUUGCAAUUGUGCAUGCGCAAAGCGCGAUUUAGUGCUUCUGCACAUGUGCGAGUGCCGAAACCCAGAAGUAACCCAUUCCGGUACUUCCGGGUUCAGCACGGUGCACAACCUGAAAACGCGCAACCUGAAGCGUCUGUAACCUGAGGUAUGACUGUAUAGAAAAUGGAGGCCCUCCCUACCAGAUUCCACUUCCACAUGCAUGUAGCUAGUCAACUGCAAUAAUGAAUUGUUUGGGGAAAAUGUCAACAGCUCUUUAAUUUCCCUUCACACCAAUGUGAUUUGAUAUGGAAAAAUUCCUUCCUAUGUUCUCAAAGGAGAAAUCUAUAUUUAGUGGUUUAAUAAUCUUCACUGCGGCCUUACACCGAUAAUCCCCUCAGAUGAGAGGAGGAUGAAUCCAAAAAGCAGCCAUGCAGUCUGAGAAAUUAACUGCCUGUAGUUCCCUGAAGCAAUUCUGUUAUAUCUUUAGGGAAGUCAACAAAGUACUUGAGGAAGCUUUCAGCAGUGGCAGUUCCCUUAGGCAAGGGGGGUGAACUUUAUGCUACCUGACUUUUUCCACAGGGUUGAAGUUGUUGACGGUUCACAGAUGCUAAGCUUCAAAGCUGUUGUGCUUGGAUUGGAAGGAGUAAACUUGACAGGCCGCCGUUUGCACCUUUAGCUGUUAGGGCAAGUUGCCGUCCAUUGGCCAGGAUCCUUGGCUGUUCUAAAUCUCCUGAGGAAGUACAGCAACUGAGCAGUUUUGUGUCUGGAGAAUUUUCCGUAUUCGUAAAGAGAUUUUUCUCCUUCAUAUGGAUCUCUUUGGGCUUUAAACCAAAUUCACAUAGCCUGCUGCUUCCUGAUGUUUUUCUCCUUACUGUGGGCAACUAAAGUGAUGACAUAAGUUUAUCCUUAUCCCUCCCAUUGCAAAGUGCUGGGAUUCAAUGUGUCAGAUAAUCUACUAAUUCAAAGCACUGCAGUACAUUUGGUUAUUGCAAUAGCAGCAGUUUCUUCUUAGACAGGAGCUUCCCAGUAUUGUUGUAGCAGCAAUGCAGGAUGUUAAAUGGGAAGUAUCUUAACAGGAUCCCCCAGAUGUUGGGAGGGUUUUCACUUUUGAUUGCCUAGUUUUGUGCAACGGUUGCUGUCCCAUCUAUGCCAAUCCUGCCUCUCCAUUUGGUCAGAAGCGACCGUCAUAGCAAUUGACAUACUCACAUUGUGGGAUGCUAGUGAUAAUGUGCUGAAUCAAUGUGUCUGUUCAUAGAAGCAGCAUAAUUGCUGGAGGAAGCAGCCAUUGGGAAAUGCCUUCAUGGGUGGAUCUUCAAGCAGGCAUCUGAACCUUGCUAAUACAAGUAAGCAAGGUGGACGGCUACCUGAAAGGCCAUAUAGAGAUAAGCCUGAUAUCCAGUUUAAAUCAUUCUUAAACCUGAGUACUGGUCUAAAUGGAGCAGUUGUAAGGUGACCUCCCCUCCCCCACACCACCAGUAGGAUUACCAACUUCUUGAUUAAUUGGGGUUAGAUGAAAUAGUUUUCAGUUGUGUAAAUAGUGCUGAACACAUAGACAGAUUCUGCACAGCUCCAUCAGACAAUUGCAUCAUUCCAGAGUGGAAAGUGCCAGGGAAUUUGGAUGGGACAUAGUGAGAAACUGUUCUCUCUCUCACUUAAUGUGUGACCUUCGAGUAAAUGGAAAUCUUACUGCCUGCCUUAAUGCUGCAAAUUAAUAGGAAGCAGCGCAGGAGAGUGUGGUCCAGUGAUACAGCUCCACAUGCACAUGCAGGUCUCUGCCUUUGUUUUCUACUGCAGGCAAAGUGUCAUGUGGUUGUUUUGCUUUGCUUUGUUUUGUUUUGUUUUGUUUUGUUUUGUUUUGUUUUAAAUGGACUCCCAUUUUAAAUGAGAUGUUUAAUAUCCUGCAGGUUUAAGGGACUAAAAGUGGACAGGUCAUUUCAGAUCCCCAAUUUUUUCUGAUUUGUUUUGCCUUUGAUCUAUCUUAGGCACUUGGUUAUUUAGGCUGUCCAGUUUGUGAUCCCUUUUAAAGAGUGGUGGGGAAGGUGUGGCCCUCCAGAUAUCAAUGAUGCUGUUGGACUUCCAACUCCUAUCAGUCCCAGAAAUUACGGCCAAUGGUUGGGAUGAUGAGAGUUGUGGUCUAGUAACACCAUUAUCUUCUGGAGGACCAUAUGUUCCCCAUCUCUGCCUUUUAAAGAACCUAAUGAACAUCUUAUUUAUUUACUUUGUUACAACACCAGCAACAACUUUAUGUUAUUGCUUUAUUCCACAUAGUCUCAAAGUGGUUUACACCAUAAAACAAAAAAUAGAUACAGUUAAAUAAAAUCACAGUAGUGGCAAGAUUGGGGGAGCUCUGGGGUGGCCGCUGUUGCUCCAGAGCUCAGCUCAACUUGUCCUAUGCUUGUUCUGGUGGGUGCAUUGCCUCUCUGCAUCCCCACAUCCCCUCACAAGCCACUGCUGCACAGUAGCUUUCCUCCUUCAUAGUUCCUGCUUUCUCCCCUUGGCCAAUGGAUUUUGGUAUGACAGUGACGGUUCUGCCUGUGGAUUAUAUGUCUUAUAUUUGGACAGAGGAUGAAUCAUUAUGAGAAGAACUGAAGAAAGCAGUUGAAUGUGUUCUGGGUUUACUGCUGGGGAUCUGAGAUCAGGGAUAGAUGAAUUGCUUGCCACCAGGGAGGUUUUAUUUGCAAGAUGAGCCCCUGAAUAGCCCCAUGUUGACCACCAACCUUCACAUUUUUGCCUGGUCCAUACUAACACAACUGGAAAUUCUCUCUGCUGCACCCCCUCCCCUGCAGUGUUUACAAUUUCAUUUUCUUUGGAUGUGUACUUGCUUGCCUAAGUGCCUGGGGGAUUAUACUUGUUUAGCUUGCUUGUACCUUUUGUAGGAGCACAAUGGCAACAGAUGCUCACUGGAUCAGAAGCAAAGCUUCUGCAUUUCUCUGAGCUUCUGGGGAGACUUUCUCACCAAAGAAUGGCUUUGGUUGUGGUGAAAGCUGGUCUUUGGUGAUGUAUUAUUCAGCACUGUGCAUCUGGGUAUCCAACACCAUUUUUUUGUUUCUCUUGAGUGUCUCUUCACUGCCUUGGAUAGUUUAAGUCACUUGGUUACCUCCAGCCUUUUUUACUGCAUUGCAUUCAUUACCAAUCAAGUCAAAAUUGGGCAUGCCUGAUGACUAACAUUCCCCAGGGUUCAUUCCUUCUGUGAUCCAUAAGUGACAGAGACAGGGCUUAUCACAGAGAGAAACAAGCCUGGCUGUUGCUUUGCCUGGAGGCAGGUUAACCCAGUUGGGGUCAAUCAGCUGAUUUUUCUUUGUCUCUCUCUCCCUCUCUUUCCUAUCUUUUUGUCAGGAAGAAGCUGACCCUGAUUAAGGAAAUGCUGGCUGGCUGUGGGGCAGGGACCUGCCAGGUGAUUGUCACCACUCCCAUGGAGAUGCUCAAAAUCCAGCUGCAGGAUGCAGGCCGAAUUGGUACCUCACCUGUCUCUCUUCUCUCCUCACCAUGCCCAUGCAGCAGCAGAAAAUGUCUCCGAUGGCUUUGCAGAUGAUGGGAGGGCAGUGGUGGGAGGGAAAUAGGACUGAACUGCGCUGGGAUCAGGUUUUAUUAAGGGGUGAUAUACAGAUAUCCAAAACUAAGUUUUUAUUGCUUAGCCCAAAGGCCAUCAACAGUGAAUCAGUAAAAUGUGGGGCACACCACUGAGUAUAAUUAGAACACAACAUAAUGACAUAAUCGGUUACAAUAUAUACCUUAAUAAAUUUUAGGGAUUCGGAGCCCUUUCAGCAGUUCUGUUAACUGAACUGUUUCCCUGAGUAGCUCCAGGAUAUAUUACAUCACUGGGAAGGACCUCAGCCUUGUGAGCCAAAUGAUGAGUCUUUCCAUUCUCCUGAUGUGAGAGAGCCUGAAAUUGUAUCUUUAGAUAUCUGUAUAGGGAAGAGGAGGCUGGUAAAACAAUAGCUUGCGUUCAGCUUGUGAAUUAUUAAACUGGAUAACUAAUGCAAAAAAGGGAGGAGGAUCAGUUGCCCCCUAUGGUGUUCCUUUUCUAUGACACUUUCUUUCUGUUUCCACCCCAGUUAGAAGGUCUGGCAGUGUGCCAAAGCCCUUAGGCAUUAAGAACUUGUGUUCUUGCCCCAAACAACCUUACCUACCAUUGUUAUGUUAUCUCAUUUCCCCCCAAGUAAAUUUCAGGACAAAAUUUAGAAUACUGGAUCUUUUCUGUUGACAGGUGUGGAACAUAGGGGGAAAGAGGUGUGUGUGUGUGUGUGUGUGUGUGUGUGUGUGUGUAAGUUGGGAGAGGGGAUAGCUUAAUGAUACUCACUAUCUAUUGUAUUAACAAUGAAUUCUAAUAAUGCAGGAACUGCUUAGCACAGAGGAGUUCAGUGGGAAAUUUUUGCAACCACAGAAUUGAACCACCAACGCUGUUUGUUUUCAAAAGCUCCAAUAUAAAUAUCCUGUUAGACAGGACUGUUGUGAAUAACAACCACUCAUCGCUGAGACUUAGUAUCUCCCUCUGCUUCUGAUUACCCAUUUGCCUCUGAAUCUUUUUGUAUCUUACCGGUUUCCAGUUGUACUUCAAAUCCUCUGUUACUAAUGUGUUAAAUUAGAAGGCUGCAGAAAGAUUCUCACUGCAGCACAAUACUGGGAUUUAGUGCCUCAGUUGCAACAGAGGCUAUGUGAGCAAAUAUAUUAGCUCAGGGGAUUUACAUGGGCUCCAUCUUCUGAUAAAAUAGGAGAAGUGCAGUGGAAGUAGUUUGGGGGAGAAGAAGUGAACAGACUGCAUAGAUCUCUGGGUAAAUGCUUUGUCAUAUAUAUAUAUAUAUAUAUAUAUAUAUAUAUGAGACAUGACAGUGGAGUGCACUGUAUGUUAAAGCCUGUGAUAUGCUCAGAGAAUAUGGUGUUGUGACAGCCACAUAAAUAUUUUACUUAGAGCUAAAAUUCAACAGCACAACGUAACUGGAUAAAGGCAGUUUCUAGUGACUUAUCAGAGGGCAGUACAACUGACCUUAAGCAAUGUUCAGUUCAUUACAUUUGUGGCGGGCCUAUUCUUCCUCCUGUCAGAAGCAAAACAUUUAUGUUAUGUCAUUGUCUGUAACUUACAUGCUGCAUUCAUGUUUAUUGUGGUAAAUGACAACUCUGUCUUGAUUCCUCUUCAGCUGCUCAGAAGAAGCUAAUGGCCGCACAAGCUCAGUUAAACCCUUCCACUGGUGCUGGGGCAGCAGAGUCUGUUGUGGAGACACGGACGACAGCAAUGCAAAUCACAAGGGACUUGCUUCGGAGCAAAGGCAUCGCAGGACUUUAUAAGGGACUUGGCGCUACGUUGCUAAGGUAGGGCACCCCUUUAGGCCCUCUGGAGGACCUAAAAUCCAAAUGGUGCCCAGUAGUCUGGGGUAACAACAAGGAAUGAAUAGGAACACAUGUUGUUCCCUGGGUAUUGACUCAGUUAGGGAUGGGGACAGAGUGGGUAAGGGAGGGAGAUGGUGAUACACUGCACUGGAGUUUCAUAGUACUAAAUGAGAACAGUGUAGAAAGAGAAAUACCUGAUGCAUUUGAAAACUAUGGAAAGGGGAAUCUUCUUUCUGUGCACAACUAACCACCCCUUACAACUGGCAUGAGGCAUGAGGCAGCUUGGUAUUAAAGGACUAAAGGAAAGAGCUCUUCCCUUGUCCCUCAUGGUCUUGCUUCUCCUUCUGCAGGGAUGUACCGUUUUCCAUUGUUUAUUUUCCAUUGUUUGCAAACCUGAACAAACUAGGGCAGACAACCCCGGAUGUCAAGGCUCCAUUCUAUGUGUCCUUCCUUGCUGGGUGCCUGGCUGGCAGCACGGCAGCUGUAGCAGUGAAUCCUUGUGAUGGUAGGUACUGCAGCAAAGUUCAGUCAAGGUGCUGUGCGUGUGAAAUGUGGGGAGGUUCACCAGAACAGUUGGCAACAGGGGGAAAAUGAGGAAAGAGUGUGAACACUGGUGUUUUUGUGUUCUCACGAAGCACACUAUCACAGGAGGCAAACUGGCAUAUAAUGCAGUGGACUACAGCAGUGUUAAGAAAGAGGGGGGAAAGAUCUAAGUUGCAAAGCACCCAAUACCACAGUAAGAGAAGCUGCUAUCCUGAUUGUUCCAGCUAGUGGAGGUUUGUAUACUUUCCACUUGAGAAAGAGAAUUGAAGAAAUGCAGUCAGCCACAGGCCCUUCUUGUAGAAAGGGUAAAUUCUGUACUACAGAUUAUCUUUGAAGGAAUGCUAAAUGCAUGUCAGAUAUAGAGGUGAUCUCUGCCUGAUCUCUUGCCAUUUGAGGGGCGGGGAGAACAUCCUCAAAGCAACAAGGGGGCUUACAGCUCUCCUGAGCUAACCAGGGCUGUAGCCUGUUAAAGCAUGUUUCUCCCUUGAAGAAGGGAGCCCUCGGGUACCACACCUUAACAGAGGAACAUCUGAAUCCUCCAGGGAGCAAAUAGCUCCCAUCAGCCACAGACUCAGGUAGCACUCAUACACCAGAAAUGCAUUGCAAGAUUUUGUGGCAGAGCCCCAUUUCUUUGUGAUAUAGUCAGUGUCUAAGAGCCUUGCAGUUGAUGCAGAAUGUGGCAGAGGUGCAACAUAAUGUGUUAAAGGAGGGAGGCAACUUCAUCAUAAUGACAGAAGCAAAUGAAGAGCUUAGUAAAAAGCAUGUCCGGAUGAUAAAGACUACCGGUAAUCUGUUCAUGGAGAGAGAGUUGUAAAAGGGGAGGUCAUAAAAAUCUCUUCCAGCUUAGCAGUGCUGGGAUACUUGUAUAUGCCUAAACAGCUAAAGGAAGCCUGGAGAAAUUAAUUAAAUACAGACUAGAGCACUGAUUGUAUCAAACGCUGCUGUCUUCUUUCCCCAGUAAUCAAGACAAGAUUGCAGUCCUUGCAGAGGGGGGUCAACGAGGACACAUACUCAGGGAUCAUAGACUGUGCCAGGUAAAUGAUCUUUUGAGAGUGAUCAGCAAUCGGCAAAACGUGGGCGUUUGUCCCAAGGAUACCAGUGAACAGAGAGGCUUACUACCAAAAGGAUUGUGUUGCAGGCAUAAAAACAGAAUUUUACUCAUAUAUGAAUUUGAUACAUGUUUCUUGUCGGGGCUGCUGCUGCUGGAUGUAUCCAAAUCCACUUUGAUAAAACUGUGAGAUUCUUAUUAAAACACAGUGAAUGAAAUACAGUAUAGUAACUAUGGCAGCUUGGCUUGAUGGCUAUACACUUCCUCCAGGAUUGGAGACGCCAUAGUAGGCACAAGUUGCCAGUAGGUGUGGGGAACGACAGUAGAAGAGAGGCAGCUGUGGACUUAUUUCCCAUAGGCAUCCAGUUGACUAUUGCAGGGAACAGGAUGCUGGACUAGAUAGGCCCUUGGUCUGAUCCAGCAGGGCCCUUUGUAUUUUAACUGGGCCCGUUGGUAGGUUCCAACCUUGAAGUGUGUCUCAUCCUGCAUCCAUUAGCAACUGGGAGGAAGGGACAGCACUGCCCAUCUGAGCUCCCAGAGUCACUGCCACUUAGCAGCAUGGGGAAGGGUGAAGCAGCAGGGGGCUUGGCAUGGGCAUUGGUGCUGUGCAGGUACGCUGGCGGGAGUGCAAGAUUGGCUCCACAGGGGCAACCACACACUGCUGGCAUCCCCACUGCCUGGUCCCUCCCACUCUUCUCACCCAUUAAGUGGCAGCAACUCCAUCACCAGGAAGUCAGACACCUCCCCAUCAGCUGCUGCUGCCUGUACCUCUCCCAUCAUUUAUUUUGCAUUGCUCUUAAAAUCCACUACAAGCAAGCCUGGAAACCCACCCAGUGUUGUGUGUCCCAAACAAGGAUGUGAAAAUCACCUAGUCUGAGCUUUGUUUGGGCAAAGGCUGACACAUAUGUGAACGAAAUUUGCAGCAGAUAACCAUUUUUAUGCUAUUCCUGGCCAAAUAGCCAUUGAGAUGAGCAGGAAAUUGGUUUUUCAUUGUACAUGAAAUGCCUUUGUAAAGUAUGCUGCUCAUGUGGGAAAGCCUGUUUGUUAUAGAUAACUGUGUGCUCUAAAGCAAAACGGGCAGGGCGGGCAUGACUGAAGUAACAGAUAUUCUGAUUGGCAACACUUAAAUGGGAGUUGUGGUGAACACACGUAGUCUCAUCUGAUUUCUUUGUGUGCCUUUUUAGGAAGAUCUGGCGGAAUGAAGGUCCCACAGCCUUUUUGAAGGGGGCAUAUUGCAGAGCCCUGGUCAUCGCCCCACUCUUUGGUAUUGCACAAGUUGUGUAUUUCAUCGGCAUUGCUGAAUAUUUCCUAGACAUGCUUCCAGUGCGCCGGGAUUAA
This is a messenger RNA of Podarcis lilfordi (Lilford's wall lizard), 26560 nucleotides long. The record is from the annotation of a GenBank genome assembly. Lineage: Eukaryota; Metazoa; Chordata; Lepidosauria; Squamata; Lacertidae.